GUUCCAGGAUCUGCCAUGAAUAUUCCUUUGGGUAGAGUUUACCGCCUGCUGUCCAGCAACUCCCUGGCGCCGGUGAAACGGCAACCACAGGACACCAUUCCUCUAAUGAUUCCAACCUCUGAAUCCAAGGCACAACAGAAGAACCUGGAGGGGUAUGUGGGUUUCGCCAACCUCCCCAACCAAGUGUACAGGAAGUCUGUGAAGAGGGGCUUUGAGUUCACACUCAUGGUAGUGGGCGAGUCUGGUCUGGGGAAGUCUACGCUGAUAAACUCGCUCUUCCUCACAGACCUCUACUCAUCCGAGUACCCCGGACCCUCUCACCGCGUCAAGAAGACCGUGCAGGUGGAACAGUCUAAGGUGCUGGUCAAAGAGGGAGGUGUCCAGCUGCUUCUCACCAUAGUGGACACCCCUGGCUUUGGAGAUGCAGUGGACAACAGCAACUGCUGGCAGCCUGUGAUUGAUCACAUUGACAGUAAGUUUGAGGACUACCUGAACUCUGAGUCUCGUGUGAACCGGCGGCAGAUGCCAGAUAGCAGAGUGCAAUGCUGUCUGUACUUCAUCGCCCCCUCUGGCCACGGACUGAAGCCUCUGGAUAUCGAGUUCAUGAAGCGGUUACACGAGAAAGUCAACAUCAUCCCCCUCAUCGCCAAAGCUGACACACUCACGCCAGAAGAGUGCCAGGAGUUCAAGAAACAGAUAAUGCGAGAGAUCCAGGAACAUAAAAUUAAGAUCUAUGAGUUCCCAGAGACAGAUGAUGAGGAGGAGAACAAGCUGGUCAAGAAGAUCAAGGAUCGUCUCCCUCUGGCCGUCGUCGGUAGCAACACCAUCAUCGAAGUGGAUGGGAAGCGAGUGAGGGGGAGGCAGUACCCCUGGGGCGUGGCUGAAGUGGAGAACAGCGAGCACUGUGAUUUUACAAUCCUCAGAAACAUGCUCAUCAGGACCCACAUGCAGGACCUAAAGGACGUGACCAAUAAUGUCCACUACGAGAACUACCGCAGCCGCAAGCUUGCAGCCGUCACCUACAACGGUGUGGACAACAACAAGAACAAGAGUCAGCUGACCAAACCUGACACAUCUGACGACAUGAGUCCUCUUGCCCAGAUGGAGGAGGAGAAAAAGGAGCACGUGACGAAGAUGAAGAAGAUGGAGAAUGAGAUGGAGCAAGUGUUUGAGAUGAAGGUCAAGGAAAAGCUCCAGAAGCUCAGGGACUCCGAGGCUGAGCUCCAGCGCCGUCACGAGCAGAUGAAGAAGAACCUGGAGGCCCAGCACAAGGAGCUGGAGGAGAAGCGGCGGCAGCACGAGGAGGAGAGGAACAACUGGGAGGCCCAGCAACGCCUCCUGGAGCAGCAGAAGCUCGACUCCUCCAGGACCUUGGAAAAGAACAAGAAGAAGAAGAUCUUCUGAAGAGUGUGUGUGAGUGUGUGUGUGUGGGGCCCAGUGUGGCCACCGCCGCCUAAUGUUCUUAACCAGUUGCCAACUCUGCCAGCCUGCAUAAGUCAGUCUGUCUAGUCAACCAAAUCUACCCCCUCAUAUUUUUACCCCCCACCCCUCAUAUUACCCCAUCCCAAAUCCACCAACCCCCUGAAGGCUUUGUUUGUGUGUGUGUGUGUGUGUGUGUGUGUGAAGGCUGGACAUGACCUGAGACGAGUGUGUGUGCAAGGGCAGUGAUGGAUCCCCCUAAAUCUGUGUGUGUGUGUGUGUGUCUUUCUCCUCCUCACAGAAAAGGCCAUAUGAACGGUUAUGCCAAAAGAACACACACAUUUACACACACACACACACACAUUUACACAAAUACACAAGCACAGUCCUCAGCCCAUCUGCUCUUCUCCUGCCCCCCCCCCCCCUUCAGACAGACUCCAAAUAAAGACCCCCCCAUCCAGACAGACUCCAAAUAAAGACCUUCAGGCUGAACCUCACCUCAGGCGUUUGCUAUUGUCCGUUUAUUUUUAAUAAAUGAAACUUUUUACAUUUUUUUUAAGGUUUCUCUUUUAACAUUUCCUCCUGUUGUUAUUCUCUCUGUUGUGACCCCCCCUGUAAUUUAAAUGGCCUCUGCCACGGAGCACCCUAACCCCUUCACAACCCCUCAGCCCCCUUCAUAAGGCCUUCAUAAGCCCUCACCCCUUCACAACCCCUCAGCCCCCUUCAUAAGGCCUUCAUAAGCCCU
Molecule: messenger RNA, 2164 nt
Organism: Clupea harengus (Atlantic herring)
Lineage: Eukaryota; Metazoa; Chordata; Actinopteri; Clupeiformes; Clupeidae
Gene: sept7a
Product: septin 7a
Cellular component (GO): septin complex
Molecular function (GO): GTP binding
Source: RefSeq, a predicted model, not a curated record